UGGAAUGUGGCUAUGCUUUUAUUUUGUUCUUGCCUUCUAUAUGUGCAACUUUAACUAAGACUCUUUGUCCGCUGGCAACUCUCUUCUCUUCUUUUCUCUUCUCACUCUCUAAUUUUGUGAGUGACAAUGGAAGCUGGACUUCCAAUGCUUAACUGUCUCUUGCAGCACACGCUACGGAGCUUGUGUUCAUAUUCAGAUUCUUCUUCUUCUUCUUCUUCAUCAAAGUGGGUUUAUGCAGUGUUUUGGAGGAUACUGCCUCGAAAUUAUCCACCACCAAAGUGGGAUUAUGGAGGGAGUGCACUUGAUCGUUCCAAAGGAAACAAAAGAAACUGGAUUCUUGUAUGGGAAGAUGGGUUUUGUGAUUUCUAUGAAUGUGAGCGUGCUGGAAGUGGUUAUGUAAAGGGAAGGUUCGGAGCUGAUAUUUUCUUCAAAAUGUCACAUGAAGUUUAUAACUAUGGAGAAGGAUUAGUAGGGAAAAUUGCAGCAGAUAACAGUCACAAAUGGGUGCAUAAAGAAAUCCCAAAUGAAAAUGAUCCAGGCUUCAUCUCCUCCUGGAAUAUGUCUAUUGAACCUCCAAAGGCAUGGACAUCACAGUUCAAUUCAGGCAUUCAGACAAUUGCCAUCAUUUCUGUCAGAGAAGGGAUCAUUCAACUUGGUUCAUUGGACAAGAUGGUGGAAGAUCUUAAUCUGGUGAUCAGCAUACAGAGGAAAUUCAGCUAUCUCCAGAGUAUACCUGGUGUAUUCGCCAUUCAAAGACCAUACUUGCCGAUUCAACAACAUCCGUACGCCCUUAAACCAAAUAACCAGAUGCCAGAACACCAUGAAACAACCACUAUCUGUCUUGAUGACAAACCCCAGUUUGGCGGAACAAAAAGAUUGAUCGACGAAAGACCCGAGGAUUCUGCAAUCAAGUCCAUCAACUUAGGUUGGAACAGCCCACAAAAUGGCAUUAUAGGACCACCCUUUUGGUCAAUUCCACCCCUUCUUCCUACUGUGUCUUGCAGUCUUGGAGCUUUGUUAUCCAAGCUGCCUUCUGUCAUCCCAUCUUAUAGCGUUAGCGAACCUCCUGAAAUAAACAUCAUCAACCACACCAACAAUACACACCAAAGAGGGAAGGCCGAUAAUGGAGGUUCGUUAGGUGAAGUUCCCAUUGCUGAGACAAAAAUAGAAGCUUCAAAUCAAUUGGAAGCUGCUGAUGAGGAGAAGCCAAGAACUGUAAAAGCUAAUUUAGUGCUACAAGAUGAUGCUGUAGUAGAACUAGGAUUUGGACCUCUCAAAGGCUGAUGAGGAAAAACAUUCUAAAGCUUGAAGUAAUUAGGACAAUCAACUAUACUAUUAUCAAAAGAUAUGAUUGGUCUUCUUUUUGCUCACUUAGUUGUUUUUGCACCCCUUUCAUAUGCCCAUGUCUAUAAAAUAUUAGAAAUACUUAAUAAAAUGUAAUAAGCUGGCUGAUUA
Molecule: messenger RNA, 1455 nt
Organism: Gossypium raimondii (Peruvian cotton)
Lineage: Eukaryota; Viridiplantae; Streptophyta; Magnoliopsida; Malvales; Malvaceae
Exons: 7
Coding region: 127-1284 (385 amino acids)
Source: RefSeq, a predicted model, not a curated record